Messenger RNA from Symbiodinium sp. CCMP2592, 2424 nucleotides. NCBI's taxonomy places the organism in Eukaryota, Dinophyceae, Suessiales, Symbiodiniaceae. The record is from the annotation of a GenBank genome assembly.
AUGACUUCAGGAUCAACACUGCCAGCCGAGCCUGCCAAGUCCCUGACAUCGCUGCCCAGGGAAGUUCUGAAGUGGAUCCAAAGCUUAGACUUGUCUUACAGCGUCCGAAACGCGAAGCGGGACUUCGCGAAUGGCUUUCUCGUUGCCGAGAUCUUCUCGAGGUAUCACCCGCAGGACAUCUCCAUGCAUUGCUUCGAUAAUGGCCUCAAGGCGGCCACGAAGAAUGACAACUGGGAGCAGCUCUUCAGGUUCUUCCGCAAGCACAACUACCCCAUCUCGCGGAUUGACUUCGACCCCGUGAUGGAGAACCAGCCCGGUGCUGCCGUCGCCCUGCUUAUCAAGGUUUACACCUUGCUGACCAAUAGGACAGUGCCCAUCUUCCUCAGUGAGGACAUCCCAGACGCCAUGGAUGCCAGCACCUCGCCCGGCAAGAAGGUGGUGGUGGAGACGCUCUUGGAACCCUCGGUCGCUCCUUCCUCCAUUGAGCCCUCCUUCGAUGAGAACCGGCUGGAUGCCGGCGGAGACUCUCGCCCAGAUGCAUACCACAUCUUCCAGGCCGCCCGGCACAAGAGGCCAGUGGAACGCUCUGUUCCCAGAGCCGUCUCGGAGCGCGGCGAAGCCGUUCCUCUGGACAUUCCCGAGGUCUCUGCUCGCUCGCUGACGAGGAACGUGGCGCAGCUGAGGGCCCAGCAGGCGCAAGCCAUGCAGAAGAGCUCCGCAUCUACGAGCCAGCGGAAGGCCGUGGGGAUUGCUGAGAACGGCUCGUCAACCCCUCGCCUGGGCCUGGGCUCCGUGAAGCCCGUGGUGGACAUCAUGCGGCCGACAGUGGCAACGAUACUCCAGGAAGACGAUCAGGUGAUGAAGUCCCUGGAUCCGCGCAAGGACGUCCUGGUCUCGUUUAUGGAGCUUUGCCGCACACAUGUGCCACAACCAAUCGUCGUGCGAGUCUUUCAGGCAUUGUCGGACCAGGUGCAUCAGUUGAUCGAGACGGUGCUGAAGUCCCCGGCCGAGUUCUGGCAUGUCUGGCGGCUGCUCAGUCCUACCCUCGUGGAGUUCAGCGAGCGAAAUCCAGUCUUUGAGAGCGUCAUCACCUUCCUCAAGCGCUUGGGUCAGUUGAUGAGUGAGGCGGACACUACACUGACGCAGCAGCUCCUGGUGGAUGGCAUCCUUCCAAGCUUGGCCCCCUUGCUGGUGGACACCGCCGGCAAGCGAGAGCCGCUCUGUGAAGUCGUCUAUGCAUACACCCAACCUCAGGUUUUGGCACGGCUCAACGUCCUUCGUGGCCUCAAGGAGGGCAUGGACAGCAUGCCGGCCUACAUUUGCUGCCUUUCCUACUUCUUGCCUAUGGAGCUGGAGCUGGGGUUGGAUGACGAACACCUACUCCGUCACUAUCAGUACUAUGCGCUGGUGGCGCUUCAGAGAAAGGAGCCGAGUGUGCGGGUCGCGGGUCUCACGAUGCUGAGAUCCGUGUCACUCCAGUCACCGAACUUCGCCCAGAACGUGCUGCAGGAGGUGCCCAGCUUCGCUGGCCUUGUCCGGGAUGAAUGGUGGGAGGUUCAGGGGCAGCUGCUGCUGCUGGUGGGACGCCUGCUGGAGCACACGGCAGGUAUGGGCCAAGCCGAAGCUGGCGAGGAGGCCAGCCAUGCCGAGGCAGCAGAGCAACUGCUCAAGGUCGCCGCGCAGCUCUUGACGAGCAAAGGCUCUACGAAGAUGGUGCUACAGAUUGGUCUCUGCGCCCUGGCCAAGGUGUUGAGGCCAUAUCCUGUGCUGCUGCCGGCGUACGUUGCCGUGUUGCUGAAGCAUCCUGCAAACUUCCGUCGCCGAUUGCUAGAAUCCCACUCGCAGUCCAUGCAGGGGACGGCCCCAUCACUGAGGAAGCGCUAUGUCAUGGGUACUUCAUGCAGAGUCUAUGAGGAGUGCUGCAUCUCCGACCAGUGGCCGGCGGCCGAUGUGGCGAAAACCUUGGCCGAACAGUGUGCCAGCGAGAAUUUGCCUCACUUCGAGCCAGAGCAUCUGGAGGUUCUUACUGCAUGUAUGCCAGCACCGGAUGUCGAUAUUGACAACGACUGGCUUGCAGUCUUCGAGAAGGUUAAGAACCAUAUCUUCGUAGCCGCUUUGGACCCAAUGCUGCAUACAGGAGCCGUGAAUGUUAUUCGCAGGUUCUGGCUUUGCCGCCCGCAGUCCCUGGCUUUGAAAGCUUUGGAUCUGUCGAAGAAGACGCUCUUGCAAACCUUAUGCCUGAACUACAGCGAGAGUGCCAACUCGCAGAUGCGUGUGGAGGAGCGAGUCCUUGUUGAGUUCUUGAGUGAGAUGCGAGAUGCCGGCGGCGCUGUUGCUCACACGCUGCAAGGUGUCGUGGAUCAGUUUCGAGAGUUGCAUAACGCCGAGUUUCAGCGGUCCACCUUGGCGAAGCUCUUCGGCUGA